AUGGCUCCCGGAAUUCUCACGACAAAUACCCCACCAUCAUCUUCGCCUGAGAGAGGCAGUCGAUCUCCACGCUCUCCGCUAGAGCAGUCGUUGCUCGAUUCCACUGCGGAUCAAGAAUGGGUGGGCCGUCGUCCAAGUUCCUCCUCUGGUCGGGACACCAAACGCACUCGAACACAAACCCAGUCACUUCCACCACCGAGUCUGCCUCAGCUCGUCGCCGAGCAGCAUGUGCCGAUUGCAGCCGCCGAUAAGGACACGAAACGCCUGAUUGUCGUCUUGUCCAACGCUAGUCUCGAGACGUACAAAGCCGCCCAUGGCGGUCGCGGCGGCAUGAAGGACGACAAGUACUCGCUGCUGAAUAGCGAUGAGCACAUUGGCGUAAUGCGCAAGAUGAACCGCGAUAUCAGCGACGCGAGACCCGACAUCACCCACCAGUGUCUCCUCACCCUCCUCGAUUCUCCCGUCAACAAGGCCGGCAAACUCCAAAUCUACAUUCACACCGCCAAAGGUGUUCUCAUCGAGGUUUCACCCACCGUGCGCAUCCCCCGUACCUUCAAGCGUUUCGCUGGACUCAUGGUCCAACUUCUUCACAAACUCUCCAUUCGAUCCACGACAUCCCAAGAGAAGCUGCUUAAAGUCAUUAAGAAUCCCAUCACCGACCACCUCCCGCCGAAUUGCCGUAAAGUUACACUAUCCUUUGACGCAGAGGUUGUAAGAGUGAGGGAUUACAUCCAAGAUCUGGGAACCAACGAGAGCAUUUGCAUCUUCAUCGGUGCCAUGGCCAAGGGAAACGACUCUUUCGCUGAUGAGUUCAAGGACGAUGCCAUCAGUAUCAGCAACUACUCUCUCAGUGCAAGUGUAGCUUGCAGCAAAUUCUGCCACGCAGCUGAGGAUGUCUGGGAUAUCAUCUAA
This is a messenger RNA of Ramularia collo-cygni, 912 nucleotides long. Its product is annotated as probable RNA processing protein Emg1. The transcript has 3 exons. Bases 1 to 912 code for a protein of 303 amino acids. The record is from RefSeq and is a predicted model, not a curated record. Gene Ontology annotation, molecular function: rRNA binding; rRNA (pseudouridine) methyltransferase activity. Gene Ontology annotation, cellular component: small-subunit processome; nucleolus. Gene Ontology annotation, biological process: rRNA base methylation. NCBI's taxonomy places the organism in Eukaryota, Fungi, Ascomycota, Dothideomycetes, Mycosphaerellales, Mycosphaerellaceae.